This is a messenger RNA of Phanerochaete carnosa HHB-10118-sp, 611 nucleotides long. RefSeq lists its product as uncharacterized. The transcript is spliced from 2 exons. Lineage: Eukaryota; Fungi; Basidiomycota; Agaricomycetes; Polyporales; Phanerochaetaceae. The record is from RefSeq and is a predicted model, not a curated record. The coding region runs from base 1 to 513 and encodes 170 amino acids.
AUGAUCUCUACUGGCUUCCUCGGGGUUGCCACUAGGUCUCUCUUGCGCUUCGAGCAGGCCUUCGCGCUCUUGAAGCCGUCACCGUGCCGCCUCUUUGCGCCAGCUUUUGUCAGUUUUGGCCAGCGAAUGGGCCUUACCGCGAUCGAGGAGACCUUCGUCGGCGCUUGCGAGGACGUUACCGAGGAAACCGGCGGAGAUGCCGAUCCGGAUGCUGAGAUGACGCUUGUCAACGAGUCGGCCCUCCAGGAUGCAGACGACAAGGAUGCAGGGCUCCUCGUCUUUGACUCUGCCACCGACGAGUCCCUCGCCUUCCCCGCCCUACAUGUUACCCUCAAGACUCCUGUCACGGCGUCGGCUCUAAAGGCUAACGCCCCCAUCUUCAUCCCUCGCAGUUAUGCCAACAAGCGUUCCCUUGCGCUCCGAGUGGACGCUCCAGUCUUUGUUCCUAGCGUUGCCCGCCGCCCCCAGGCUCUCCGCGCGGACGCCCCCGUUUUCGUUCCUCGCGCUGGCUGAACGUCUCGUCUCGUCUCGCCUUCGGUUGCUCCGGCCUACAGCCUCUCGCUCCAAAAUCUCUCGAACUUGGUAUAAUGUUUCUGGCAAAGUCGACGCCU